Sphenostylis stenocarpa is the source of this 561-nucleotide messenger RNA. NCBI's taxonomy places the organism in Eukaryota, Viridiplantae, Streptophyta, Magnoliopsida, Fabales, Fabaceae. The record is from the annotation of a GenBank genome assembly.
AUGAUGAAGAGAGAAAGAGAAGUUGAUAGCAUAACCAUGGGCAACUACUUGAUGUUGCUUUCUGGAGGAGGUGAAUUUGAGAGCACAAACUACUUGAAGCACUCUUCCAACGACCGUGUGUUUGAGUGCAAGACGUGUAAGAGGCAGUUCCCAUCGUUUCAGGCAUUGGGAGGGCACCGUGCGAGUCACAAGAAGCCAAGGUUGAUGAUGGGAGAGAGCGACCAUAACCAAGUGCUUCAUGGUUCACCACCAAAGCCUAAGACACACGAGUGUUCCAUUUGUGGUUUGGAGUUUGCGAUAGGGCAAGCUUUAGGAGGACAUAUGAGACGCCAUAGAACAUCAUCAUCAUCAUCAAAUGGAAGCACGCACAAUACUACUACUGCUACCACUAAUUCUUCUUCUGUGAGUGGUAGCACUGUUGAUGACACUUCACCAAACAUGAGCCACAACACUAACAACAAGAGGGUUUUGUUUCCUGAUUUGAACUUGACGCCAUUAGAGAAUGACUUGGUGUUUUUGAAGAUCAGACAAGCAACUCCUUUAGUUCACUGCUUUAAUUGA